AUGAAGAUCGCAGACCGGACAUUCAUCAUCAGCGGAGGAGCAUCAGGCCUCGGUCUGGCCACUGCCCGCGCCCUCCACGAACAAGGCGCCUACGUCUCGCUCCUGGACCUCAACGCCGACAAUGGCACAAAGAUCGUCUCAGAGCUCGGUACACGCUCCAAGUUCUUCGAAACCGACGUUUCAGACACAGAAGCCAUCGCAAAAGCUGUGGCCAGUAGUGUAGCCUGGGUCAAGGAGACAGGAAAGGAGAUUGGAGGUGUGGUUGCAGGCGCUGGCGUUGGUCUACCAGGCUUGAUCGUCGACAAGAAGAAUGAGCCACUGAGCAUAGAAAGCAUCGAUUUUGUGCUGAAUAUCAAUCUUCGGGGAACUUUGGACUUGAUUCGCCAAGUCGUUCCGCACAUGACGACCAACACGCCUUCGAACCCUGACGGCUCCCACGGUGUGAUUAUCAUGAUUGCUUCCUCUGCUGCAUUCGAUGGGCAGAUGGGUCAAGUCGCAUAUGCUGCUUCAAAGGGCGCCGUCGCGAGCCUGACUCUCCCUCUUGCGCGCGAUCUAUCCAAAUACGGUAUUCGAGCUGUAACAAUAGCGCCGAGUAUGUUUGACAGCGCCAUGACGAAAAUGAUGAGCGACAAGGCCAGGAAGAGCCUGCAGAACAGCAUGGAGUUCCCCAAGAGAGCUGGAAAGCCAGAAGAGUUUGCGAGACUGGUGGUCGAGUGUGUGGGCAAUGACAUGUUGAAUGGAACAGUGUUGCGAUUGGACGGUGCCAUGAGAAUGCCCGCAAGGUUGUAA
Messenger RNA from Plenodomus lingam JN3, 789 nucleotides. RefSeq lists its product as uncharacterized. Lineage: Eukaryota; Fungi; Ascomycota; Dothideomycetes; Pleosporales; Leptosphaeriaceae. Gene Ontology annotation, molecular function: oxidoreductase activity. The record is from RefSeq and is a predicted model, not a curated record.